AGGUUUAAUACUCCGUACUAAUUAACAUGAAAAUCAUCAUUCCAUCAAGAGUAAAAAACAUGGGUUCCAGUGGUCGCCGUGAUGAUAAAGAAGCCUUGAUGCAGAGUCUGCUCGGCCGGAAGAAGCUCCACUUGGUCCUCGACUUGGACCACACCCUCGUCCACUGCGUCCCCGUCUCCAAACUCACCGUUCAAGAUUCCGCUAACGUGGAGAUGAUGAUGAUCAAAAACCCCGCCGCCGGAGACACCCACCUGCUCGACGGCGGCGCCUUGGUUCUCAAACUCCGGCCGGGGGUCCGGUCGUUCCUGGAGAAGGCCAGUACCAUGUUCGACUUGUCCAUCUACAUUCUACACCAUGGGCACCCGCCGCUACGCCAGUCAGGUCGCCGCCAGACUUGUCCAUCACGCGUCAUUCGUGAAGGUGAUAUCGAGGGAGGACUGCACGGUGGAGAAGCAGAAGGGGCUGGACGUGGUCCCGUCGCACCGGAGGGCCGUGCUGGUGGUGGAUGACAAGGCCAAGGCUCUCCCCAAUUGGCCUUCUCCCCAAACCCAAUUUCAGAUCUAUUUUCUGAGAAGGUUUUUGAUAAAUACAAGACUCCUCCCCUUCUGUUUCUAGUGGCACAUUUGCCUUUGAACUGUAUUUGAACUGCAGUGCUGAUAUUCUCUUGAACUCUGAAGAGAAGAGCUGGAUUUGGAGCUUUAGAUCUGUGAGUGCAUCAUUAUCGUCUAUACAAAGAGAGAAUCCCAAACUUCAUUUUUUCAGGCUGAUGCUCACUGGGACAUUUGGUAUUUGAGGGCCUUGUGGGAAACACCAUAUGUUUUUUGAGCUCUGUAAUAUCAAGAAUGAAACGUGGAGCAUGGA
Cuscuta campestris is the source of this 861-nucleotide messenger RNA. Lineage: Eukaryota; Viridiplantae; Streptophyta; Magnoliopsida; Solanales; Convolvulaceae. The record is from the annotation of a GenBank genome assembly.